Racocetra persica is the source of this 157-nucleotide messenger RNA. The record is from the annotation of a GenBank genome assembly. NCBI's taxonomy places the organism in Eukaryota, Fungi, Glomeromycota, Glomeromycetes, Diversisporales, Gigasporaceae.
UAAUGAGACGGCAUAUUUAGAAUAUCAUGAGUGGCGGACUAUGAAAUUUUCGGAUAAAUUUGAAGAAAAGGCAUAUAUGAGCAUGCGUAAUAUGGAAUGUAAUAUUUGUAGAGAGGUUGCUAGAUUAAGGAUUUUAGAUGGAUUAGUUGAACUAUAA